AGUGGAACUAUGCUUUCUGAAGCUGCCACUGUAAUCAAGUUGAAUAUAACUUAGUUAGCCUUUUAUCAUCAAAAUGUUUCCUGCUUUCCCAUGAACUAGCAUCAACACAUUUGUGACUGUCAUCGUACCCAGAUUUGGCAUUUAGUUCCAUUGCCAAUUCACUAGUCCAAUCCACUCAUGAAUAAUCACACCUCGGAUUCAUUUUGUCUUUUCUUUACAUCUAAGAAUGAAGACCUUGUAAAACAUUUAGCCUUUAGUAUACAAAUUUAGAAAAUAAAAAAUAUUGAAUGAGGAUUUCAACUUCAACAUCCAUUCUGAACCCAGUUUUUCCAAUCUUCCUGAAACAAUGGUUCUCAACCAAUCCCAACCUUAUAACCUUAUUCAACAAAUAUGUCGACAAAACCAACGUGUCAUCCUGGAACUCAGUCAUAGCCGAGUUAGCCCGGAGUGGCGACUCUAUCGAAGCUCUCCGAGCCUUCUCAUCCAUGCGAAAGCUCUCCCUAAAACCAGACCGUUCGACCUUUCCUUGCACCAUUAAAUCUUGCUCUGCCCUUUUGGACCUAACUUCAGGUAAGCAGACCCACCAACAGGCUAUUGUAUUUGGUUUAGAACCCGAUUUGUUCGUAUCCUCUGCUCUCAUUGAUAUGUAUUCGAAAUGCGGUGAAUUAGGCAAUGCAAGAAAACUAUUCAAUGAACUUCCAAAGAGAAAUGUAGUCUCUUGGACGUCAAUGAUUACAGGUUACAUACAAAACGAACAUGCCCAUGAAGCGUUAUCACUUUUUAAGGAGUUCUUGAUGGAAGAGGGUGAUGGUGGGAGAGAAAGUGGAGUUUUUAUAGAUUCUAUUGCUAUGGUUUCAGUUCUGUCAGCUUGUUCUCAUAUUUCGCAGAAUAGAACCACUAAAGCGUUUCAUGGGUUCUUGAUAAAAAGGGGAUUUGAGGGGGAUUUGAGUGUUGCGAAUACUUUGUUGGGUGCUUACGCGAAGUGUGGAGAUUUAACUAUUGCUAGGAAGAUAUUUGAUGAGAUGCCUGAGAGAGACAUAGUUUCAUGGAACUCAAUGAUGGCAGUGUAUGCUCAGAAUGGGCUGUCAGCGGAGGCGCUUAAUGUGUUUUAUGGAAUGUUGAAGGAUGGGGAUCUCAAUUUCGAUGCUGUAACUCUCUCAGCUGUGUUAUUGGCCUGUGCGCAUUCAGGAGCGCUGCAGUUGGGGAAGUGCAUACAUGAUCAGGUGAUAAAGAUGAGUUUGGAGGACAAUGUGUUUGUUGGUACUUCAAUCAUUGACAUGUACUGCAAAUGUGGGAGAGUAGGGAUGGCGAGGAGAGCAUUUGAUCGCAUGAAGGAGAAGAAUGUGAAGUCAUGGACUGCCAUGGUUGCUGGUUAUGGCAUGCAUGGUCGUGCCAGAGAAUCGCUUGAAGUCUUUUAUGAGAUGCAAAGGGCAGGGGUCAAACCAAAUUAUAUAACAUUUGUAUCUGUUUUAGCUGCUUGCAGUCAUGCUGGUUUAGUAGAAGAAGGUUGGCAUUGGUUGAAAACCAUGAAUCAAGACUUCAAUAUUGAUCCGGGCAUCGAGCACUAUGGUUGCAUGGUUGAUCUUCUUGGGAGAGCUGGUUAUCUUGAUGAGGCUUAUGAGUUGAUCAAGGGAAUGAAAGUGAAACCUGACUGUGUAGUCUGGGGUGCUCUUCUUGCUGCAUGUAGGAUUCACAAAAAUGUGAAGCUUGGAGAGAUCUCUGCAAGAAAGUUGUUCGAGUUAGACCCAGAUAAUUGUGGGUAUUAUGUCUUACUUUCCAACUUAUAUGCUGAUGCUGGAAGGUGGGAAGAUGUGGAGAGGAUGAGGAUAUUUAUGAAAAACCAUAGACUGAUUAAACCACCUGGAUUCAGUUUGGUCGAAGUGAAGGGUAGAGUCCAUGUAUUUCUAGUUGGUGAUAAGGAACAUCCUAAACAUGAAGAGAUUUAUGGAUAUCUGGAGAUAUUAUCUGUGAAGAUGAAAGAAGCUGGCUAUGUACCUGAUACCACAUCGGUUCUCCAUGAUGUCGACCAGGAAGAUAAGGAAACAGUCUUGCGAGUUCAUAGUGAGAAACUGGCUGUUGCCUUUGGGAUCAUGAACACAGUUCCUGGGACAACAAUCCAGGUAAUUAAGAAUCUUAGGGUGUGCAGUGAUUGUCAUGCUGCGAUUGCUUUGAUAGCCAAGGUUGUCAAUCGAGAGAUUGUGGUCAGAGACUCAUAUCGGUUUCACCAUUUUAAAGAUGGGCUAUGCUCUUGUGGGGAUUAUUGGUGAUAUUCAAAUCAAAAGAAUCAAUUUGAUUUUAAAGUUAAAGAUACCAUAAGGUAAAUGGAAUGUAAGUUGAUCAAGACCACGUCAGAGAGCUUGAAAUUAAAAUUUGAAGUCGUUCAUAUCAUUAAAGUAGGGGCUAUAUGUUUUUGUUGAGAUUGAUUGAAUGAGAAGAAAUAUUAUAAUUUAUUUUACAAAUUACAUCUAUAAAACUUUGAACC
Messenger RNA from Telopea speciosissima, 2482 nucleotides. Its product is annotated as pentatricopeptide repeat-containing protein At3g26782, mitochondrial. The record is from RefSeq and is a predicted model, not a curated record. The coding region runs from base 288 to 2267 and encodes 659 amino acids. The transcript is spliced from 2 exons. Gene Ontology annotation, biological process: RNA modification. Gene Ontology annotation, molecular function: RNA binding; protein binding; zinc ion binding. NCBI's taxonomy places the organism in Eukaryota, Viridiplantae, Streptophyta, Magnoliopsida, Proteales, Proteaceae.